Messenger RNA from Lottia gigantea (owl limpet), 820 nucleotides. RefSeq lists its product as hypothetical. NCBI's taxonomy places the organism in Eukaryota, Metazoa, Mollusca, Gastropoda, Lottiidae. The record is from RefSeq and is a predicted model, not a curated record. The transcript has 5 exons. Bases 356 to 751 code for a protein of 131 amino acids.
CAAUGAGCCGAUAUGGAACUAUUCAUUAAAUAAUAACGAAUCGGAAAAGGUCGGAACUUUGAACUUCGAAUCAGCAGGACAGAAGGUUUGCAGCCCUCUUCACAAUGUCAAGCUAUUACGAACUUCGUCUUAUGAUACCUUGACUGCAAUAGCCACAGAUCAUUCAAGGGCAAUUUUGCUUGCAAUGAGCUCUAUUUGAUACAUAUUGAGUCGGAACUAAAUUAUUUACUACAAACAUCUCUGUAUCGCAGGGCUAAUGGUACGGCGGUUAAGUUUUCGUAUCGUUCAUACUGGCAACACUGUACGUGGAGUAAAAGUCUGAAGCCGAAGUAAACAAUCAACCGUAGACUUUACAAUGGCUGUCUCUAGUACGAUGUCGUUGGCCCUAUCAGGGACUUUGAGUGUAGUUUUAUUUGCCGGUAUGCAGAUGUUCAGACAACAGCUAUCAUCCGUGGAAUAUUUAACAAUAUUUGGUGGAUUGUUGGGAUCUUUUCUUUUUAUAUUAUUAUUAACUGCAGUGGGAAAUUUUGAACAAGUUACUUUUGGUAAAGGUUUUCAAGCACAAAUUUUUCCUGAAGUAAUAUUAUGUUUAUUAGUCGCUUUAUUUGCGUCUGGUUUGGUUCACAGAGUUUGUAUCACAACUUGUUUGAUAUUUUCACUGGUGGCGCUGUAUUUUAUAAAUAGAAUUUCACAAAGUAAAUAUGGAACUCAGACAGUAGCUCCAGUACAAGUCAGCAAGAAGAAAAAAUAAACGCAGCGAAAUUAUAAUAUUUUUAUCAUCCUUAUUAUUUCAUAGAAAAAUAAAAUAUUUCAAAUCAAA